Messenger RNA from Aspergillus pseudonomiae, 1399 nucleotides. RefSeq names its product arabinan endo-1,5-alpha-L-arabinosidase. The coding region runs from base 437 to 1399 and encodes 320 amino acids. The record is from RefSeq and is a predicted model, not a curated record. The transcript is spliced from 4 exons. Gene Ontology annotation, molecular function: arabinan endo-1,5-alpha-L-arabinosidase activity. Lineage: Eukaryota; Fungi; Ascomycota; Eurotiomycetes; Eurotiales; Aspergillaceae. Gene Ontology annotation, biological process: carbohydrate metabolic process.
GGAGGGGUCAUUGUAUCCUGCGCGCGGUCUAUUCUCUUGUAUGUUAUGUAUAUCUCCCAUAUCAGCUGUUAUCUUUCUCAGAUGAAACUUUCAGUGGAGUGCACAUGAAGCAUACAUAGAGUGGAAUAUCUCCCCGUCACGACCAGUGACUGGUACCAUGCAUAUAAUGCACGCACUAUAGAUCGCUACGUCUCAGCGCCGACAACCGGGUCGGGCAUUACUGGAGGCACACGGGAAACCGUAUGUCGGAGGAUUGCAUUCCUCGAAUAGAUGUAGUCGUUAAUCUCCGGCGGAGUAAAGCACGUCUUUCAUGUAAACUGAGCGCACAUACACAUCGAGAUAAACACAAGAAACUGGAUCUCUAGUAUAUAUAGUACCAUGUAUCUCACAAGAAAAUCGAGUCUUCAACCCACACAUCUCUAUUUCUUUGCUAACCAUGUAUCUCCAAUCUUCUCUGGCCUUAGCCCUUCUCCGGGUUGCGGUGGUUCAUGGUUACGCUAACCCGGGGGCUUGCUCUGGUGCCUGCAACAUCCAUGAUCCUGCCUUGAUCCAGAAUAGCGAUGGAACGUACUAUCGCUUUUCCACCGGGAAUGGCAUCUCCUUUGCUUCUGCUUCAUCCAUCGAGGGUCCAUGGACAGCUCUUGGGUCUGUUUUGCCUAGUGGAUCGUCGAUUGAAAAUUCCGGGAGUGAUGAUCCUUGGGCACCCGACGUGCAGAAGGUUGGCAACCUUUACCACCUCUACUAUGCUGUAUCGACUUUCGGCAGCCAAGAAUCUGCCAUCGGUCUCGCAACCUCCGAAACCAUGGAGGAAGGUACAUGGACCGACCAGGGUUCAAUUGGGGUUACAUCCACAACGGGUAACCAAUACAACGCCAUCGACGCAAACCUUCUGAUAGAUGGCUCGGCCAACUACCUGACCUUUGGAUCGUUCUGGCAAGACAUCUUUCAAGUCACACUGAACGGAGACGCCACGUCUUCAACAUCAACGCCGGUUAAUGUUGCUUUCGAUCCGGCUGGUACACAUCCCGUUGAGGGUGCUUACCUGUACAAAUACGGAGAUUAUUACUAUCUAUUUUACUCCUGGGGAACGUGCUGUGGAUAUGACCAGACUAUGCCUGCCGCAGGAGAGGAGUAUAAGAUCAAGGUUUGUCGGUCGAGUACGCCGACUGGGGGCUUUGUUGAUGCGAGCGGUGUUGCAUGCACGGAUGGCGGUGGUACCGUCGUUCUUGAGAGCCAUGAUAAUGUCUAUGGGCCUGGUGGACAGGGUGUCUACACCGACCCGAGCCUUGGCCCUGUACUCUACUAUCACUACGUUGAUACGACUAUCGGGUAUGGUGACUCCCAGAAGCUAUUCGGAUGGAACGCCAUCGACUUCUCGAGUGGAUGGCCUUCUGUAUAA